This is a messenger RNA of Triplophysa dalaica, 1897 nucleotides long. It is a transcript of the gene snx15, whose product is annotated as sorting nexin 15. The transcript has 8 exons. Gene Ontology annotation, molecular function: phosphatidylinositol binding. Lineage: Eukaryota; Metazoa; Chordata; Actinopteri; Cypriniformes; Nemacheilidae. The record is from RefSeq and is a predicted model, not a curated record. The coding region runs from base 144 to 1355 and encodes 403 amino acids.
CAAGAUGCGCAUGCGUUUGUCUGAAAACAGGAAGUAAAUGUGCAAACUGUCAACAAUCCAAUCCAGUACCAGUCACGAUCACCUGAUUGUGUGUCUGUAUUUAUGUUAAUUUAUCCUUCAACAUAUGUGUAACAGUAACAGUGAUGCCUCGGAAGACCAAGGCCGAAGAAUAUUACCGCUUUUUUACUGUAACAGAUUCACGCAUUCACGAGAAAGGACACACGGAAUAUAAAGUAACAGCCAGGUUUGUGUCAAAGACGCAGCCAGAGAAUGUUAAAGAGGUAGUGGUGUGGAAAAGGUACUCAGAACUCAAGAAGCUACAUGGAGAACUGGCAUACACUCAUAGGAAUCUUUUCAGGCGACAAGAAGAGUUUCCCCCUUUUCCACGUGCACAGGUUUUUGGGCGUUUUGAUGAAGCAGUGAUUGAAGAGAGAAGGAAAGCAUCUGAGGCCAUGCUGCUCUUUACAACUAAUAUUCCUGCACUCUACAACAGCCCUCAGCUCAAAGAAUUCUUCAGGGGAGGAGAAGUGAGAAAACCCUUUGAUACACCUGCCAUUGCCACCUCUCUGCCACCUCCUCUUAUUCCCUUACCAGAGAAGGACACUGCAUUGCUGGCUGAAGAAGAGAUGGGCAGAGAAGCUCCUAUCCAGACCCAGGAACUAGAGUCCAAUCACAGACUGACAGAUAUAGCCAGGCCUGAGAUGGCAGUCGAGGCCCUCAGUGACAUGAAAAGCAGCUUAACACAAGAGACUCCAUCAAAUUCAAAAAUACAAGAACAGAAAGAAAAGGAGAGAGAGGAGGAGAUUAAAGCACAUCUGAACAAUGGCACAGAUCAGUGCUCAGCUGCUAAAGACACUUCAACACAUGUCCUUUCAUUUCCAGAAAUCCCAGAUUGUCCAGUUGAUGAAUCAGAGGAGUUUGAUUUGCUCUUUGAUUCUGGAUUGGAUGAACCUACCGAAAGCGCCCUUCCUGUUCUAUCAGAUACAGACCUCGCUAUUUUUGAUCCAUGUGCCAAAGAAGAACAACAGUAUGGAUCGCCAAGCCAUGCUGAACUACUGUCAGUCCCUCUAACCGGGACAAAUGGCGCCGAGCCUGAUAGAUAUGGAAGCUAUGUGUCCCAGGCCAAUGAAGAGCUGAAUGCUGCCCAGGAGCGAGAGAAAGAGGCUGAUUACAGUGCAGCAGUACAACGAUACAGAGCAGCUGUUGAUAUACUUAUGAAGGGAGUUCAAGGAGAUGUGGAUUUGAAGAGGAGAGAUUCUGUGAAGAGGAAGAUUGCCGAAGUCCUAGAGCAUGCAGAGAGACUUCUCUCCAUACAGACUCCCACUCACAACUGCAAUACAUUGAGAACCAAUUGAAACGCACACACACACACACACACACACACACUCACUCGAAACCUCAUACUCAAGCACACUCCCACUUACACACUUUGGACUCAGUUUUAGUUAACAUACACAUGCAAACAAUUCCGCCACACUUUCACUUUUAAGUGUAACUCGCCACCCACACAGUCAACAUACACACAUACACUUGACUCCCACACUUAGAUUCCAGUUUACUCAAAUAGUUACUCUUGUAACACCAUCUAGCAGGAUGUGCCCAAUUCUUGUUCUGCAUUGGACUCCCUGCACUGUACGAUCACAACUGCAGAUUUUUUAAUUAUUUUAUUCUAACUUUAAAUGAUUUGUGACACUUCUUGAACUGCGUAAGCAACUGGAAUAAUAUUUCUCAGAUUUCGAUACUGUUGUGUAAAUUAAUCAUUUGUGUAAAAGAUUGUCUAAACGAAGAAAGGAAUUGUUUAAAUUAAAUCUGCCUGUUAUUCAUAUUUGUUAAUGAUAUGCACUUAUAAAUGUACAAGAGACCAGGACUGUGUAUAAAGAAAAAAGUUCAAAGGGUU